Messenger RNA from Aspergillus affinis, 1956 nucleotides. RefSeq names its product Peroxisomal membrane signal receptor PTS1. Bases 1 to 1956 code for a protein of 651 amino acids. Gene Ontology annotation, biological process: protein import into peroxisome matrix, docking. The transcript is spliced from 2 exons. The record is from RefSeq and is a predicted model, not a curated record. Gene Ontology annotation, molecular function: protein binding. Gene Ontology annotation, cellular component: cytosol; peroxisomal membrane. Lineage: Eukaryota; Fungi; Ascomycota; Eurotiomycetes; Eurotiales; Aspergillaceae.
AUGUCCUUCCUCGGUGGCGCUGAGUGCUCGACGGCGGGAAACCCAUUAACGCAGUUCACUAAGCAUGUCCAAGAUGACAAGUCCCUGCAACGGGACCGUCUCGUCGGGAGAGGUCCCGGUGGCAUGCAGGAGGGCAUGCGGUCGACGGGGAUAAUGGGUGGUCAAGAUCAGAUGAUGGAUGAAUUCGCCCAACAGCCCGGACAAUUGCCCGGAGGCCCUCCGCAGCCCUUCGCGAUGGAACAUCUCCGACGCGAGUUAGAUCACUUCCAGACCACUCCGCCUCGAACGGGCUCACCCGGUUGGGCCGCGGAAUUCGACGCCGGAGAGCACGCUCGCAUGGAGGCUGCCUUUGCCGGCCCUAAGGGCCCUAUGAUGAACAACAACUCGGGAUUUACACCGGCGGAGUUUGCCCGCUUCCAGCAGCCUCAGACGUCGAGUCCCGUUACCGCGGGCCCUUCUCCGAUGAUGGGUGGCUAUCAGCGUCCGAUGGGAGGUAUGGGAUACAUGGGGAUGAGUGGAAUGGGGAUGAUGAGGCCCUCGUACGGCCCGAUGGGCAUGCAACAGCCGCAGCAGCCGGGCGAGGCCAUGACCCAAGAUAAGGGUAAAGGGCGCAUGGUCGAGCUGGACGACGAGAAUUGGGAGGCGCAGUUCGCGGAGAUGGAGACCGCGGGUAACCAGAAAAUGGACAACGAGGCUAAUGAUGCUAUCGAGGCGGAGCUGAACGAUCUUGACAGGUCAGUCCCAGUUCCUUCAGAUUGUGGUGAUUUUGAGCGCAUAUGGGAAAAAGUUCAGGCUGAGACGGCAGCAAGCAGAAAACUGGCAGAGGAAAACACAGACUUUAACGUGAACGAGAAUCUUCACAUGGGCGAUCUCGGCGAGUGGGAUAGCUUUGACACGCUCAACACCCGGUUCCGUGACCCUCAACUCGGCGACUACAUGUUCGAGGAGGAUAAUGUGUUCCGAAGUGUGAACAAUCCUUUCGAGGAGGGUGUGAAGAUCAUGCGUGAGGGCGGUAAUUUGUCGCUGGCCGCUCUCGCCUUCGAGGCUGCUGUACAGAAGGACCCCCAGCAUGUGCAAGCCUGGACGAUGCUGGGAUCUGCCCAGGCCCAGAAUGAAAAGGAACUUCCUGCCAUCCGUGCUCUGGAACAGGCGCUGAAGAUCGACGAACACAACCUGGACGCUCUCAUGGGACUGGCUGUCUCCUACACCAACGAAGGCUACGACUCAACGGCCUAUCGAACCCUCGAGCGCUGGCUUUCCGCCAAAUACCCCCAGAUUAUCAACCCCAAGGAUGUUUCCUCCGACGCAGACCUGGGAUUCACGGAUCGCCAGAUCCUCCAUGACCGAGUCACCGAUCUGUUCAUCCAGGCAGCUCAGCUGUCACCAUCAGGAGAGCAAAUGGAUCCCGACGUCCAAGUCGGCCUGGGUGUCCUCUUCUACUGUGCCGAGGAGUACGACAAGGCUGUGGACUGUUUCUCUGCCGCACUUGCAUCCACCGAAUCCGGAACCACAAACCAACAGGAGCAGCUGCACCUCCUAUGGAACCGUCUUGGAGCCACGCUUGCCAACUCAGGCCGCUCCGAAGAAGCCAUCGAGGCCUACGAACAAGCCCUCAACAUCAACCCUAACUUCGUGCGUGCCCGCUACAACCUCGGCGUAUCGUGCAUCAACAUCGGCUGCUAUCCCGAAGCCGCACAGCAUCUGCUGGGCGCCUUAUCCAUGCAUCGCGUGGUUGAGCAGGAGGGCCGGGAGCGUGCGCGGGAAAUCGUCGGCGGUGGAGAAGGUGGCAUCGAUGACGAGCAGCUGGAGCGCAUGCUUCAUGUCACCCAGAACCAGAGCACUAAUCUGUACGACACGCUACGGCGAGUCUUUAGCCAGAUGGGACGUCGGGAUUUGGCUGAUAUGGUGGUGGCUGGAAUGGAUGUGAACGUCUUCCGGAAAGAGUUCGAAUUUUAA